AUGAGGACUAGAAAAACAUUUGCAAUUCUCAGUGCAGGUUUAAUCCUUGCCUGCUGUAUUAUGAUAUAUUUAAUGAUGGAUUUAACACUUUUUCCACCUGGGCAAGGAUCAAAACUUUCUGUUAAUGAUAAUCAGUGGUUGCAUUUUGAAAACAGACUUGCAAAAUUAGAAAAAGAUUUUAAUAAGCAUCAUGAAGUUAUGAAUGCUUUGAGAGAAGUGGCUGAAGCAAAAAAUUUUGUACCCAUAGUGCAUUCUAUAAAUCGUCACAAUCAAUCUAUAUCAUCUAGUCCUUCUCAUUUAGGGAAAGUACUUAAAUGUAAUUUUAACAUACAGAAAAUUCCUGAAAUAGAUAUUCAAAUGUUAGAAAUGUACAGACAAUUAGAAUUUGACAAUGUGGAUGGUGGAGUUUGGAAACAAGGAUGGGAUAUUACAUAUGAUGACAAACAAUGGCAUCCAAAUAGAAAACUAAGAGUUUUUGUUGUUCCUCAUUCUCAUAAUGAUCCUGGUUGGCUUAAUACAUUUGAAAAAUAUUAUGCAUUUCAAACUCGAAAUAUAUUAAAUAAUAUGGUAACAAAAUUGACAGAAGACAGAAGACGCAAAUUUAUCUGGGCAGAAAUAUCAUUUUUUCAACGUUGGUGGGAAGAUCAGUCAAAAACAACUCAUAAUUUAGUUCGACGUUUAAUUCAUGAUGGUCAAUUAGAAAUAGUCUCAGGGGGAUGGGUCAUGCCAGAUGAAUCUGUUUCUCAUUGGAUGUCUCAGCUUACACAACUUACAGAAGGUCAUCAGUGGUUAAAAUAUAAUUUAGAUUAUACACCAAAUUCUGGUUGGGCUAUCGAUCCAUUUGGUCUUUCUCCAACUAUGCCAUAUCUUUUAAAAAAAGCAGGAUUGGAAAAUGUUCUAAUACAACGAGUCCAUUAUUCUGUUAAAAAAAGAUUAGCUAAGCAAAAACAACUAGAAUUUCGUUGGAGGCAGUUAUGGGAUAAUGAUGGAUCAACAGAAAUCUUUACACAUGUAAUGCCAUUUUAUAGCUAUGAUGUGCCACACACUUGUGGUCCAGAUCCAAAAAUAUGUUGUCAAUUUGACUUUUAUAGACUACAAAAUUUUGGACUCAGUUGUCCAUGGAAAAUAGCUCCAAAAGUUAUAACUGAUUUAAAUGUUGCAGAAAGAGCUGCUCUUUUACUGGAUCAGUAUCGUAAGAAAGCUCAACUUUUUAAGACAGAUGUGGUGUUAGCACCACUAGGAGAUGAUUUUAGAUACACUCAUUUUACUGAAUGGGAUGCUCAGUAUAAAAAUUAUCGAAAACUUUUUGACUAUAUGAAUGAGAAUCAACAAAUGAACGUUCAAAUUAAAUUCGGAACGUUAAGCGAUUAUUUUGAUGCUAUUAGAGAGAAACAUAAUUUAAAUGAAUUUCCUACUUUAUCUGGAGAUUUUUUCACAUAUUCUGAUAGAGAUGAUCAUUAUUGGAGUGGAUAUUAUACAUCAAGGCCUUUCCACAAACGAUUAGAUCGUGUAUUAUUGAGUUUAUUGAGAGCAUCAGAAAUAUUAACCACCAUUGCUUGGACCAAAGGUAAUGACAAUUUGGUGGAAGGUUCUCUUGCACAACGCUUGAGCAAAGCAAGAAUGUCACAUUCUUUGUUUCAACAUCAUGAUGGUAUUACUGGAACUGCAAGAGAUGAAGUUGUUAUAGAUUAUGCUAAAAAGAUGAUAAUGGCCUUAAACAAUUCUGCUCAUGUACUUCAACAAUCCAUGAUACAUUUAUUGAAAACUCCUCAAGAAUCUAGUAUUGAUGCAGAUGCUGUAUAUAUUUCACUUGAUGAAUCUAGAUUGCGUCAUACCAGUGCCGGAGACAAGCAUGUACUUAUAUUAGGACAUGAGAAUCCUCUAAAACAGAUUAUUUUAUACAAUUCUCUUCCGAGACAAAGAACAAAAAUACAGACACUAGUUGUGUCCACUCCAUUUGUUCGAGUUACCGAUCGUAUGGGCCAACCAGUACAAUGUCAAAUUUCUCCAAUUUGGAUUGGUCCUGCUGCAUUAACGGUUGCCAGAUAUGAAUUAUCGUUUUUAGUUACGGUAUCUGGAUUUGGUAUUACAACAUAUAUAAUUCACGCUUUACCUGAAUCAUCAUAUCGAGAGGACGUGCAUUUUGCAAACGUAACUGUUUUUAAUACAGAUAUACACCUUCCAAAAAUACCAGGUUUCAAUCAAAUUCAAAUAAUACCAAACGCGCAAGAAUUUUCGAUCACACAGCGGCCAGAAUUGUCUGCAUCUUUUGGAAAAUCAGGUCUUCUGAAAGCUUUGAGAGUCGGUAACACGACAGUUCCUGUUCAUUUGGAAUUUGUUAAAUAUGGUACCAGAGGCUCUGGUAAAGAUAAAAGUGGAGCAUAUUUAUUUCUACCCGAUAAACCAGAACCGGAUUUGGUGUUCAUGGAUAACAAAUGUAUUAUACACUUUAUAAGUGGACCUAUUGUAUCUAAAGUAUUUGUAGAACUAGCACACGUACGUCAUACUUGUAUAUUAUACAAUUCUCCUGGUGGUGAUGGGCUUGGUUUACAUAUAUUUAAUGAAAUUAAUAUAUCAGAAACACAAAAUUAUGAACUUGCUAUGAGAUUAAGCACGGAUAUAGCUUCGGGAGAUCAAUUUUUUACGGAUCUAAAUGGUCUUAACAUGAUUAAGCGUCAAAGAUUUCCAAAACUUCCUAUACAAGGAAACUAUUAUCCAAUGGCUGCAAGUGCAUACAUAGAAGAUAAGAAAGUUAGAUUAACAGUGGUAACAGCACAACCAUUAGGUGUAAGUUCUAUGGCAUCUGGGCAAAUUGAGAUUAUGCAAGAUAGAAGACUACUUCAAGAUGAUAACAGAGGGCUUGGUCAAGGUAUAACUGACAACUUGUUAACAAAUCAUUUAUUUAUGUUCGUUCUCGAAAACAGAAAGCCUUUUUGUACAUUUUCAACACCUCCGACAAAUCACCCAUCUGGACUAUUAUCAUUGUAUGGUCAUUUAGCAUCAGAAGAACUAUUACACCCAAUAAUUGCAAUGCAUCCAUAUGAUUCUUUACCUUUUAAUUUAAAUGCACAUUUCUCACCACUUCGUUACGACUUUCCUGCAGAUUUAAGUGUCGUUAGCUUUCGAGUAUUUCCUAUUCCUGAAGGAGCUGGUAAAGGUAUUGGAAUGGUAUUACAUCAAACAGCUUUAGAUAUGUGUUGGAACGACAAUUCUUAUUUACGCUAUUUUAAUAUUUCUGAGUCCGUAGAAGUUGAUUUAACAAAGUUCCUUAAUUAUAUAGAUGACUGGGUUAUUAGUAAAGCACCUCUCACAUUCCAUAAUGUAGGGCCAUCAUUGAAAUCACCUAUUGUUAACUUAUGUCCACACCAAAUACUACCAAUCUUAUUUCAUAAAACACAAUCUUAAGAU
Molecule: messenger RNA, 3408 nt
Organism: Habropoda laboriosa
Lineage: Eukaryota; Metazoa; Arthropoda; Insecta; Hymenoptera; Apidae
Gene: alpha-Man-IIa
Product: alpha-mannosidase 2
Exons: 7
Coding region: 1-3405 (1134 amino acids)
Biological process (GO): N-glycan processing; mannose metabolic process; protein deglycosylation
Cellular component (GO): Golgi membrane
Molecular function (GO): carbohydrate binding; alpha-mannosidase activity
Source: RefSeq, a predicted model, not a curated record